Molecule: messenger RNA, 5627 nt
Organism: Rhipicephalus sanguineus (brown dog tick)
Lineage: Eukaryota; Metazoa; Arthropoda; Arachnida; Ixodida; Ixodidae
Gene: Scgbeta
Product: beta-sarcoglycan
Exons: 7
Coding region: 52-1038 (328 amino acids)
Biological process (GO): muscle organ development
Cellular component (GO): sarcolemma; sarcoglycan complex
Source: RefSeq, a predicted model, not a curated record
GAGCACAUUAAAGUCGAGGCAAGACAAUCCAAGUUUGUUUCAGUUUUCGUAAUGGCUGCAGUUGCGGCUGUUCCAGCAGUGGAGGCCUCCCGAAGCACGCUGUCAAUGCGUGAGAAAGCUAUGCUAAAGCAGGAGAUAAACAAACGACACAAUGGAAACUUCUCCGCUGGGUAUGUGCCUAUCUUUGAGAACUCGCUGCACAAAACUGGUUUACGGGGUCGGAAAGCGUUUCUCUUCUAUGGCUUGGUGGUGGGUCUCUUCGUGGUUUCUCUCGCCAACCUUGCGGUGACUGUGAUGCUGCUGGGUGUCUUGCGUAUUGGAUAUGGCAUGGAAAGCCUUGAAUUCCUCCCCAGUGGCCAGCUGUUGAGGUUUCUAAACAAUGCUGACCUUGGGACCGUUAUUCCGCACAAGGGCGUCAUCGGAGGCUUUAAGGACACAGACCUGCACAUAAUUGGGGAAUCACAACCAGUCGUUGUGAGGACUUCGGGGGACAAGCAAGCUGGUCGGCAAGCGUCCGACACAGCUGGACCGAGCCUGGAAGUGGGCCCCGACUGGACUGUAGUGAGCAAUGUCAAGGAAUUCAGAGUCCGCAGCCCAACCACAGGCCGAACAAUCUUCUCAACUGAAUACCAGGGUUUCCAACUGCCUAAGGGUAUACCAAAUCUCAGCGUCAAAGAGGCCCAUGUGUCACGGCUCACCAGUGCCAAGCGUGAUCCACUCAUCAUUUCAUCUCCUUACCAAAUUCUACUCAAAGGCAAUGGAGGGCUGGAUAUGGAAGGGCACAACAUCACUUGGUCAGCAGGACACAACAUUUUUCUGAGGAGUGUGAACCAAAGCCUUACCUUGGAUGGCAGCAACGGCAUCCGUAUCCUAGCGGCCGGUUUGCCACGCUCCGAGAACCCUUCAAGCGAUGCCUCAUACUGGUACAAGCUGUGUGUGUGCAUGCCUUCUGGCCGAAUCUUCCGUGUACCAGUUCGGGAGCAGGGCUUUGGAUGCGGAGAUGUGAGGUUUCCAGAGAGCGUCAACCCCUGUACCUAGGCGCAACUGUGCAGCAUGCUACAUAUUGUCUACACGUCACUGAGAUAGUCAUUAAGGCCUGAAACACACUAGCUGAAAAAUGCACACGGUGUGCUCCUGGAGGCAAAACACAAGCAUCCAGAACUGCUGUGUGGCAGCAUUCUCAUGCUGCGAAAGGGAUGGGUUCGUGCACAAUUGUUUGCGGUGCGCCACAUGCGCUUUCCAGUACUAACACCUUCAGUGACGUAUGCAUGCCAUAACAGUUUUAUGCAGACCUGCCCGGACACUCGUUUCGUUGUCAUGUGGAGGCUCAUUUCGCCCUUUUGUCAGCGCUUUUUUGUCUUGGUCCGCACUUAUUCCGUCUUUCACUAUAGAACAGGGCUUGUUGCUGAGCUAGUUGGUUCAUUACUUGAGAAAAAUAGGUAUGUCGCAAAAAGGACGGGGAUGAAGUUAAGACCACAAACUGACAACACAUGGCUUUGUACUGAGCAGUACUAAGGGGAAGGUUUUUAGAACUCCUACAUGCGUGCAUAUUUCAUUCUCUAUGGCAAGUAAGAUUCGUUUAUGACUGCAACUGUGGCAGCAAAACCCUGGUAUUCACUCUUUCAACAAAGCCUUGUGGGGCUGACGUAAUCCUCUUUGUGCUGUCGUAAGUAUGCAUGACCCCCCGCUCCACAGAAAUGCGCUGCAGAGGCAGUGACGUCAGCCUUUGUACUCCCAUUCAACAAUCCAAAACGGAGGCGCUCACCGCUGUUUGGUGUGGCUGCACCGCUGCAGCGGCAUUUCUCUGCCGGCGGCACACUGCGUGCGUUUUUCUGCUAGUGUGUGUGGUCCUUAAAGGGGUACUGACACCAAUUUUCGCAACUGAAUUUACUCUGCCAUACAAAUCUCCUGUAUACAGAGAGAGCUAUGAGCAAGUAUGAAGCUUAGGAAAUGCUGAUAAGAUAGUUUGUUUUGACAUGUAAAGUGAAUUUUCAUACGGUGCACCUGCUGACAUCAACACUAGUGUGACAUGAGGCUACAGUAUCAGUUCUGGCAACUUCAUACAUCAUUGUGACUAGUUCUGAGGACCUUGGGCAUCAAAAUGUGCAAAAUGGCCCCUUGUGCGUCACCAACAGAGCCGCAGAGCAGAGCAGCGAUGGAAAUGUCACACUAUCUUGAGCAAGCAUGUGACAAGAAGCCCAUAUUGUGUUGCGACGUCAGGGUACUGUAGGAACCAAAACUAACUUUUAAAAACACGUUGUAAUUAUUUUUCAGUCGACACUCGUGCUUAGCAGGGCAUUUUCUAGGCUCUUGAGGACUCGGCCUUUCAUUUGAUGCAAAAAAAUGACAACUGAGGAUUUUCGUGUCAGUACCCCUUUCAUAGAUAUCUUUAGGCAAAGGUCGGUUUUUGAAGCAGAAAACAUGCCAAGAUCCCUUUAGUCAGUUUUCUUGUUAAUACCUUUAUAACUGCUAUUGAAAAACAAUGUGAUGUAGAAAUGACCUUUUCUGUGCCAAAUGUCCUACUAAAAGAAAAAAGAAACACUACCCAAUUCAUCGAAAUUAUAACUGGUUCACAUUGAACAGAUUUUGUUAUUGGAAAUUCAGCAACAUUUCUUUUUCUGCUAAUUGCUAUUACCAAUAUUGUUCGUGUGCUUUAAAGGAGUAAUGACGUGAUUUUGAGACAUCGCAAAAGGGACAUUUUACGUUUCCUUGGUAACGCUCUCCACAGACCGGAGUCAGACAACACGUGUAAAAUAUUUUACUUUGAUUUUAAAGUUUUUGUCGCUGAGCAUAUGCAAGCCAGCCCCACUGCAGUGGACAUUAUCCCGACGAGUAAACACAGUUCCACUAAGUACGCGAAUUCUGCGUCCUGCAUGCAGCCAAAAUCGCAGAAAUCGCUGUCGGGGUCACUGGACGACAAUUCCCCCAUCAUUGUUUACGUGUAUCACGAGCAGAUGACAGAUCUGCCGCUAGUACGUCGCGAGUUGCUGUCUCCCCGUGACGUCACACUGCAAUGAUACAGUCGCUGAGAAGCCGCCCCCUCGAUAUCGAAACUGAAACCUUUUUUCUAAGGUAGCGGUAUUAAAAAUAUAUUCGAUGCAUUCCCAUGCACCACAAUACUCCUUUUAGGUUCCUCGACACCAGUCUUUUUAUUUGGAGCAACAAUCCGAAAAUAUUUAAAAUUCAUGUGAGUACUCCUUUAAGUUACGGCUAGGCACGACCACGAAAAAAGUCUAAGGCCCUACAUCUCCCACAACAGAAGUUCAGCAUAAUUUUAUGUUAAUGCGUGUACACCAGUUUAUUUCAUUCGCUACUCCAGUGUCUCGAGUGAAUUGUACUACCAAAGCAUAGGUAGGUUCAUGAAUAUUUGUUAUGGCACGUCAGUUUGCCUAAAGACAUUUUAAUAAUUUUGCAGUUGCUGACCACCACAGGAGUUGUGUUCAGCAAGCUUGCUUUUUGGAUUCUCAGUCAUGGUAACCGCAUAUGGGCAAGUGUGGGUGCAAUACAUUCAUGUGUUGAUAUAUUAAGGUGUUCAAUGGUGAGCAGCAAGUGGCAAAAAUUAGUCCCUCUUUCGAAUAUCUUUCAUAGCCUGCUGUGUAGCUUUGAAAUGUGAAGCCCUGUGACUAUUAUUUUGGUCCACAAAAACUGCCAUAUUGAGAACACUGCCUUUAGCAGGAGCCUUUUCUACAGUAGUGUGCAGUACUAGGUUCACACAUUUAAGCAGUGUCAGGUGCACUUGCAUUACCAUUUACGUAUCAACAAAAUAGUCCUGAAAUACAUGUGUGUUGAACUUUAUUUUAUUUUCCUUUCAGUUGUUCAAAAUCAUUGACAUUCUUCAGUUUUCAAGUUUUACUUCUAAUUUAUCACUUACUGUGCAAAUUGAUUAGCUAAUAAGCCAACAAAAGUAGAAGUGAUAGUGUAUGGUGUUGUACCUAAUGUCAACAUUGUUUUCACAUCAUGCAUAUCCUCUGUGUGUUUUUUAUCUCGUCCGACAUCUUUUCUUUGCACUAAUUACUGGUAGAUAUGUCUCAAGUCUUCGGUAUUUGUCAACUAACCCAGCUUUCUUCACCAAUAUUACUGACAGAACAGCUUUACUAUGGUGUAGGGUCUUGCAGUGGACUUAACAUUAAGCAAAAGUAAUCACUGAGGGUUAUCUUUUGAGACUACAGCUUCUGGCAGAAAUUUUCCCUGAAACUAGAAGAACUCGUGCAAAUCCCAAUAAAUGAAGCGUUGGGGUCACAUUUUGCUGCAUUUAAUUUCACUCUUUCUGUUUUUUCACCUUUAUUAUCACCUAAAAUGCUGCAAUUAUCGCUGUGAUAGUCAGCAUGACAAACAUUUAGACAGGAGUGAAAGGUGAAACUGGUCAUUAUAAAGUGUGGCCCCUGGUGCUCACAGCCUGGGAGUAUUUCAUCAGAUGGCCUGAUAUGCUGCAGUCCUACAGGUAUCACACUUCUCAUGUGCCACAUGUUUUUCUCCUCAGUCUCUCAGUUAGUGACAUGGGCGUAGGGAGGGGUGUGCAAAAGGGGCACUUGCCCCCAUCCCCCAGCCACGAAGCAACAUGUGUUUGCACCCCCCAAAGACAAAAUCCUGCCAACGACCAUGGUUAGUGGUCGUACUAAGUAGUCAUUGUGCUAUUAUGCUGUUGCCAAUUCAUUUGGAAGGUCAAUGUAGAGAAGUGCAGCUGUUGAAAGUAGGGAUGUGCACAUAGUCAUUUUUAGACUUGCAAAGCAAAUACAGUGCGCACUUCACAAUGACACAGAAAGGUACAACGAAACAUGGUGCCUGUGUGUGGUCUUCCCUUUCUGUGCUUUUGUGAUAUGUACGUUGUUCUAGCUUUGUGAUGGUCAGGCAGCUGACUCGAGAUGUGUUAUUCAAGCUUUAAUCGAAUAUUGAAUGCUUUUCAUGUAGUUUUGGACAAACUGAUCAUUUUCUUGAUUAAUAUUACAACAGUGUUCAUAUUCAAGAUUCGCAAUGGUCACAAAGUUUGUGCCAUAACAUUGUACAUUAAGAAGUAUGCAGAAUAACUAGGUAGUUUGAACAUCCAGCAUUCUUUGGAGUAUGCAAGCGAUCCUUGUAUUGGGGGCAAAUAAGCAAAAAACGCAGGAUUUACAAGUGAUAGUGGUGUAACUACGUAACUGUUUUACAAUUGUUACUAGGAUGAAAUCUAUUUCACUUUUACUGCAAAAUUAUGUCUGAUCAUGAACACUGCAAGAAGCCUCGUGCAGUGAUGUUUGCUGACAUGUACUACUGUUAACCUCAUUGUGAUAAUGAAAAUUGAUUCCCGAAACUUCUGCAUAAUUUCCCCUUAUUGUUAGUCAUCCACAAGUAGCAUCUAAACGUGACAGAAGUUGACAACAUUGAGUCAAAAUGAUCGCCAGUAGCCAAACGGGGCAUUUCAGGCUGAUGCACACAUUUUGUUGAAGGGACUUGUGUUCAUCAGGGUGACGAUCCACAUUCAUUAAUUUAAAACAUUAACUCCAGCCUGCAAUAUUCCAUGUUUAACUCCUUUUUAUGAGCACAUGUAAUAUAUAUAAUGUGCUUGGCCUUAUAAAGCUGUUUUCCACUGAUUUCACGACUUCUGUAUGUUGUUUUGAUGGAAAUAAAGACACACCUUGGACAAUGCGUUU